Messenger RNA from Petromyzon marinus (sea lamprey), 2397 nucleotides. Lineage: Eukaryota; Metazoa; Chordata; Hyperoartia; Petromyzontiformes; Petromyzontidae. The record is from RefSeq and is a predicted model, not a curated record.
UUAAAUCGAAAUUUAAUUCGUAAUCUGACACCCGAAAGAAUCCACAACGCGAAAACGCGGAACCACACCGAGUGGCCGUCGCCGCUCGCCGUACCGCCGCGACUACGGGAAGACGGCUGGGGCUCAAUCUCCGCGUUUGUAAACUCGCGAUCCUGCACGAGAGGGAACCCCCAUUGGGUUUGAUGGUCUAAGUCUCUAAGACGACGGUGGUGGUGGAUGGUCAUGUUGAUGGUGAUGGCGGUGAUUAUGAUGAUGAUGCGUAAGGAGAACGUGCGUCUCGCUGUUCUCGUCGCCUCCUUUCACGCCGCCAGAGGCCAAGGCCACGCUGCAGGAGGAGCAGGUGAGCUUUGGGACAAGCUGGCGCUGUGGCUGGGCUCUGAGAGGCACUUGCGCUUCUGCCUCUGCACCGUGCUGCUCGCCACCCUGGUGCUGUGCGCCGUGGUGCGGCACGUACAGAGGAAGCCGCAGGACACCGGGCCUUCGCCUGGGGCCACCGUCUCACCGAAAGUGGCCGUCGUGGGGAACGGCCACAUCGCCACGGGUGGUCCAGAUCCCCACAGCGGGCCUGUCCACGUCUACUUUGGCUCUCAAACAGGCACAGCCAAGAGGCUCGCCAAGCUGUUGGCUGAGGAGCUCGGCUGCCUGGGAUUUACGAGUUCCGUCAGCGACCUGCGGAGCUUCGACCCCGAGGACAGCCUGUUGGAGGAGGCCGCUGGCGGUGCCGUGUGCGUGUUCGUGGUGUCGACGUACAGUGGGGGGGCGCCCCCCGAACCCGCCGCCUGGUUCUGCAAGUGGCUCGAGGAGGCGGCGAGCGACUUCCGCUACGGCAAGACGCACCUGCGGGGAGUCCGCUACGCCGUGUUCGGCCUCGGAGACUCCGUCUACCAGGAGCACUACAACACGGUCGGCAAGAACAUGGACAAGUGGCUGUGGCAGCUGGGGGCUCGGCGCGUGCUGCCUCGUGGCGACGGCGACUUCAACGUGGUGCGCAGCCGGCACGGCAGCGCCGACGCCGACUUCGAGGCGUGGAAGGGCCACCUCGUGUGCCGCCUGCGGGCCCUGGCAGAUCCGGGCACCGCCGCGGGGGCUGGGGUCGGCGGUCAGCAGCGUCAGCGCUCGGACAGCGAGGGGUCCUGUCGCGACGAGGCCUCCGAGGAGUUUGAGACAACGAGCGAGGAGGAAGGGGGGACCGCGGACGCUGCUGACCUCGUCGACGUGGAAGACCUCGGGAGAAUUGUGACGGAGGCCAGGAGGUCCCAGGCUGGAGGAGCGGGCGAUGUUGGGGUCGUUGCGAGCACGAGGAGGAGGAGGGUGGCCGCGGGCAAGGGAAGGGCGACUUCCACGGAGGAGCCGCGAGAGAUGAUCACCCCCGCGCUGCGGGAAGCCCUCACCAAGCAAGGAUACCGCCUCAUCGGGACACACUCGGGCGUCAAGCUCUGUCGCUGGACCAAGUCCAUGCUGCGGGGCCGUGGUGGCUGCUACAAGCACGCCUUCUACGGCAUCGAGAGCCACCGGUGCAUGGAGGCCACGCCAAGCCUGGCCUGCGCCAACAAGUGCAUCUUCUGCUGGCGGCACCACACGAACCCCGUGGGGACGGAGUGGCGCUGGAAGAUGGAUCCGCCCGAGCUCAUUCUGCAGGAGGCGCUGGAGAACCACAUGGCCAUGAUCCGCCAGUUCAAAGGCGUGCCGGGCGUGAGGCCGGAGCGCUUUCAGGAGGGGCUGGUGGCGCAGCACUGCGCCCUCUCUCUCGUGGGCGAGCCCAUCAUGUACCCCGAGAUCAACCGCUUCCUGCGACUGCUGCACCGCCGCGGCCUCUCCUCCUUCGUCGUCACCAACGCGCAGUUCCCCGACGAGAUCCGGACACUGGAGCCGGUGACGCAGCUGUACGUGAGCGUGGACGCUAGCACGCGCGAGAGCCUGCGCAGGAUCGAUCGCCCGCUCUUCAAGGACUUUUGGACACGCUUCCUGGACAGCUUGAGGGCUCUGUCCGAAAAGGGCCAGCGCACUGUGUACCGUCUCACGCUGGUGAAGGCGUGGAACGUGGAGGAGGUCACCGCGUACGCCAACCUGGUUGCUCUCGGAAAUCCCGAUUUCAUCGAGGUCAAGGGCGUGACGUACUGCGGUGAGAGCUCGGCCAGCAGCCUGACGAUGGCGAACGUGCCGUGGCACGAGGAGGUGGUGGGCUUCGUGCGGCAGCUGGCCGCGAUGCUGCCCGACUACGAGCUGGCGUGCGAGCACGAGCACUCCAACUGCCUCCUGCUGGCGCACAAGCGGGUACGUGCGCCGAGCGGCGUGUGUGGACCGGGCUGGGUUUUGUAUGUGUGUGUGCGUGCACGUGCCUCACCGAUAGUACGGACCCGGCGGCCCGAGUUCGAUUCCUGCUCACGGUCGUUGUAA